Molecule: messenger RNA, 637 nt
Organism: Notechis scutatus (mainland tiger snake)
Lineage: Eukaryota; Metazoa; Chordata; Lepidosauria; Squamata; Elapidae
Source: RefSeq, a predicted model, not a curated record
UCUGGUGCUUUGUCUUCUCCUGCAGGACGGUUGGGUUCCACCUCCAGUAACAGCUCCUGUGGAAGUGCUGAGUACUCUGGAGAAGUCAUCCCGCACCAUCCAGGACUUCCCAAGUCUGAUCCUGGACAUUGGUGGGCUAGUUUUUUCUUUGGAAAACACACCCAUCCAGUGAUGACAACUGUGUCGGAAUCUCCAGAGAACUCAGGAACCUUCCAGGUAGCCAAUGGCUUGAUCACCUGUGACCUGGCCCAGGAAGUCAUGAGGAAGCGUCACGCCAGCGAACCCAGCAAGACCAGCCCGGCUCCCACAGCAUGAGGAAGGCCGGCGUUCAACAGCUGACGCUUCCGAUUUGACCGCUAAGGGGCUCCGGCCCAUUUUCCACUCCCCUUCCCUGUAGACUAGUUUAGGCUGCUUCUGAGUACAAUUAAUUUAGACGUAGGGUUUUUAUAAAAAUGAAAACGACAACUAUAAAUAUAUAUAUAUAUAUAUAUUCCACACGCACCAUUCUUUUCUACUCACUUGGGGAUCAACACAACUACGUCUUUUUUUUCCACACUGCCGCCUUGAUAGCGCGUUUUUCUUUCGUUUUGUACUUGUUGAAUGGGAACUAAUAAAAAGAUCUGAGCAGCCUUUUAAA